Ceratitis capitata (Mediterranean fruit fly) is the source of this 3152-nucleotide messenger RNA. RefSeq lists its product as hypothetical. Gene Ontology annotation, cellular component: apical plasma membrane; clathrin-coated vesicle; actin cytoskeleton. The coding region runs from base 581 to 1531 and encodes 316 amino acids. The record is from RefSeq and is a predicted model, not a curated record. The transcript has 5 exons. Gene Ontology annotation, biological process: negative regulation of apoptotic process; regulation of actin filament polymerization. Lineage: Eukaryota; Metazoa; Arthropoda; Insecta; Diptera; Tephritidae.
CAAAGUCUCUUUCUACCCUACUUUCUUCUUUUUUUUAACAAGACGAAAAUUUUGUAAAACUUUGUAAUCAAAAUUCACAUUUUGCCUGAUUGCAUCUCUCCAUGGCUGCAACUAUUCAAGAAAACGCAUGAUAAUUUCCCAAAACAAAAUUGCAACAGCUGAUUAAUUACCCAAAACAUUGCCGAACGCUGUAAAAAUAAAAAAAAUAAAAGCGGCUGUCAUGCGCGUAGAGAACUUAAAAAUAAAACUUUGCGAAUGAAGGUACAAAGCAAACUAAAAACGGAGCGGUAGACAAAAGUUGAUAAAGGUAAAGAGUGUUGUGGCAAAAAAAAUUUCGAGCAAAUUCUAUUCCUUGCUGUGCGAUUAAAAGUUUAGAAAAAUAAUUGCAAAUACAAGCAAAAUAAAAAAAUACCUAUUCUCAACGGAGUUGGUGUACGGACACAAUCGUGGGUGGUAAAAUUGUAGAGAAAUUACCGGAUUUGCUUCGUAGUUCUUUGGACCUUCAUUUGGUCGUGUUCAGUUGAUAUUGAUUUGACUCUAUUAUAUUGUGGACUGCAGCAUUGCUUAAGAAGUGCAAAAAAUGGAUAUCUUGCGUAAAAUGUUUAAAAUGAACGAGAAGGAGUCAAACUCGAACGGUUCGGACCGUAAAGAUGAAGAAAGUGCAAAGGACGAGUUUCGUAAGCCCCAGUGGUUUGAGGAAGCCGAAACAGAUGAUGAACUUUUCGAUGAUAACCGCAAGUUUGCUUUUCAAAUUUUUACAAAUCCUGUGGAGUUGCAGAAACACUUUGAACGUCAAAUGCAGCAAAUCUUGGAGGCAGUGAGUGAAUUUGAAGAGGGUGAUGUUAAAAUUGACAAAGAUCUAAAGGAGGACUUUUUAAAACCUGGGUUUGAAAAUAUUGACAUUUUGAAAGAAUUUGAGAAAAAGAAAGGUGAAAUUAUGGACACUGACUUAGAUGGCGAAAUUUACGCCGAUCAGCUGCAUUCUUUAAUGCAACGGUUGUCGCCUAAUGAAGAAUUACCAAAUAUUUUGCCGCGUAAUGAUAACAAGGCGAUUCGCAAUCCUAUUCGAAAUAAAAAAUUGAGUGACGAGGACAAAAUUUUGGGUAAAAUACAUGGAACUCUUGAGAGUGAGGACGCAAUUCCGAAGCAACCACGAGUGCCUCGCUCGCGCCCUGAUAUGAUGACGCCAAUGACACCAAUGAUUCCACGGGGUCCAACACCAUUUGGCGGUGGUGUAUUUGAAGGGACUUAUCAGGGGCCAAAAAUGUUUAGUCAGAGCAUAAUGUCUAAGACUAUUCGCAAACCGGAUGGAAGUUAUGAGACUACCAAAAUUACUAAGGACUCACAAGGUAACACAACAACAACUGUAACACGUACCGUCGAUGGAAAAUCGGAAACAAUAACCACAUACGAUAAUGCUGUAGGAAACACCGUAAUCAAACAAAAGGAGGGCGGCAUAGCCGAAAAAUAUUCUGAUCGCAAUAUUGCCGUAACAAAAGAAGGUUACGCCGUACCAAGGAACCUCUGGUGACCAGUGGUGCUUAUCGGCCGAAACCUUGUUGGCAACUUAUUACCCGUCUAUAUUCAAAUUCAGAUAUACUAUGUAUUAGUAACUAGAUCUUUAAGUGUUUGGUGUUUUAGAUGAAAUUCAAUUGAGGCUACAGAUAGCAGAUAGCAUUGCAAAGGCAGCAGCAGCAGCAACUACAACAGCAACAACAACAUCACGGAUGACCGCAGCAUCCACAGCCAUGACAGAAACAUAUACAGAAACAGUAUGGUAGACGUACAUAGAUGAAUAGACGAAUUGUAAAAUUUAUUCAUCUUUUGAAUUGGAUUUUGAAAUGAACGAUUUGCAUAGAAAGCUCAUUUUUACGUGUGCUACACAUCUUAAUAAUCGUCUACAACCCUCUCAAAUGUGCAAUUCUAUACUGGUUCUGUACUGUUUUCAUGGAAUUUAUUUCGUAUAUCUUAUUAUUUUAAUUUGAUUACGAACAUCUUCAUGGAGCGUAAACAAACAGAACUGUGUGAUUUAUUUCGUAGACGCUCAUAUCAAAGCAUGAAACCAAUUAAUCCAACAAUCAAAAGAACACACUAGGAUUAUUUGGUAAAUGCCAGCCAGCGUUCGCGUCAGCGUCAGCAAGGGCGAAAAGAAUUGUUUAUUUGUUGAAACGUUUUUACGUUUAACACACAAACGAGAUGCCCGGCCAAAGAACCGUCAACAGCGAAGGUGUCCAAGAAGGAUAGCUAGUUAGUUGGAUAGCCAUUUACCGAAAUGUUUUAAUAAGAAAGAAAAUGAAGAAUGUAGUAAGUGUAAAUAAAUAUAUUUGUAUUUGAUGACGGUUGGCUACGCAACGACAAUUGACAGCGAUAAAUAUUACAUAAAGUAUUUUUUCUUUGAUUCUUUAGUUAGCACGAUUUAAUUCGUGAUAUGGAUUUUUCUAUGUGUGGCUGCUUUCAAUUGAGAGAAUAUUUGAACGCGAUGAUAUCCCAAUAAUUGCUUUAAUCAUAUAUGAUUACAUUCAAUAUUGAGUAUGUGUGUGAUAAAGUAAUAUUUGGUUACUGCAGUACUGAGUUUCAAUGAAAUCCAUCUAAAGUGCAAGAACAAAGAAAUUUUUGAAAAAUACAUCUACAUGCAUAUAUACAUACUUAUACUCCAUAUAUACAAAUAUGUUAAAAAUAAGUUAAUAUUCAUUUUCAUUAUCGCAUUAACACUUUUAACAUUAGUUAUUAAAAUGUCUUUACUUAUUUCUAUGAACUUACAUGCAUACAUACCUAUUGGCAAAUAUAAAGACUACUAUUAUUUCAUAGUAAUUUGAAACUUAAAUAAAUCCUAGUUUUGAAAUUCUUGACAAAAUUUAAAUAUUUUAAUAUAUGAGUGCAUAAUUUAAACCUAAGUUCGCUACGUUAGAACAUUAUUUCAGUUGAAAAUUACUUUUUUUUAUGAUAGCAUAAUAGAUGAUAUUAAAAUAUAUUAGUUUAAGAAUUGUUUUUUUUUUUUAAAGAGUACAUAUAUUGGUUCGUUAAUAAAUAAUCAUUCAGUGUUCUAUAUUAUUACCAAUGCAAAUAUAAUUUAGAAAUAUUUGUAUUUACAUACUUAUAAUAAAUAAAUACUACAUACAUACACUUUCAUCUACUUACGUGUGCAAUUAAAA